This is a messenger RNA of Drosophila ananassae, 1356 nucleotides long. Its product is annotated as alpha-tocopherol transfer protein-like. NCBI's taxonomy places the organism in Eukaryota, Metazoa, Arthropoda, Insecta, Diptera, Drosophilidae. The transcript has 3 exons. Bases 321 to 1241 code for a protein of 306 amino acids. The record is from RefSeq and is a predicted model, not a curated record. Gene Ontology annotation, cellular component: membrane. Gene Ontology annotation, molecular function: phosphatidylinositol bisphosphate binding.
UGUGCAGACAGGCGCCGGAUGUUAGCUAUUACUGAGCUGGCCCUGUUUAUGUCCCAUAGUGCCAUGUUUCCAUCCCAAAACCCCAAUCCUAAUCCCAGUCCCAGCCCGAGUCCCAGAGAUGAAGAAAAGUGCAAGCUGGAAAAGAGUGUAGAUACCAAACUGGAAUCGUGUGUGUGUUUGAAUAUUUCACCCAAUGCGAUUCCCCAGAACGAUAAGAUUAGAUUAUGGCCCACCCACAGGUCCAAAUCGGGAGAGAAAUAGGUAAAUUGGCCAACUAUCAUUGAUUCCGGGCGAUCAAACACCGCGUAGCUGCCACCAAAAUGCGACGUCCGCUAUCGCCGACUCUGGCCAAGUUGGCCGAAAAGGAGGUCAACGAGACGCCCGACCGCAUCCAGCAGGACAUCAUCAUCCUGCGCGUCUGGAUACGCCAGCAGCCGCAUCUGCGCGCCCGCACGGAUGUCGACUUCCUGAUUUCCUUCCUGCGAAGGUGUCGAUAUAGUCUGGAGGAGACCAAGCGUCGGAUAGAUAGGUAUUUCACGCACUACAACCUCUUUCCGGAGAUAAUGAACAACCGAUGUGUGACGCAACGAUUGCUGGACAUCAAUCGCUUGGGAGUCUGCCUAUAUCCUGACAUGCCCAAGGGCGACAGUCGCACGGCCAUGUUUAUCGCCCGUUUCGGCCAUUUCGACCCCAAUCUGUACAUGCUGCGCGAGAUCUACCACUUCUCCUCAAUGGCCAUGGAGGUGAUUUCCCUGGAAAACGACUAUGCCUCCUUGGCGGGAAUUUGUGAGAUUAUCGACCUGGAGGGAGUUAAUUCGGACAAGAUGCGCCGUUUCGAUCGUGUGCUCUUCCGCAAGUGGUGGAACUGGCUCUACGCCUGCAGUCCCCUAAAGGUCAAGGAAAUGUAUAUUAUCAAUAUGCCCAAGGAUAUACAGGGUACCAUCAUGUUUCUAUACAAUUUGCUGAGCAUGCAAGUCGAUCAUCCGAUAAGAGUCCUUAAGAACACCGAGGAGUUGAUAGAGCACAUUGGAAAGGACUCACUGCCGGAGGAGUAUGGUGGCACCAAUGGCCACAUCGGUGAGUGCAUCGCCUACAUGGAGGACCUGUUGAACAGCUAUAGAGGAUACUUCGAGCAGGACUGUAACUAUGGGACGAUUGAGGAACUCCGCCAGGGAGAGAUAGCCAUCUACGAGGCGGAGUUCGGUGCCAGCGGAUCCUUCCGCAGGCUCAACUGGGACUAAACCCGGAAGUAAAUGCAAAUAUGAUACACUCUGUUGCCCCAUUUGUUUUUAUAUCCCCACAUAAACAUUCCAAGCACUGCUGUAAAGUCGAUCAAUUAAAGAUAACGCUCGCGUA